This is a messenger RNA of Aureobasidium subglaciale EXF-2481, 1461 nucleotides long. RefSeq lists its product as uncharacterized. Gene Ontology annotation, molecular function: hydrolase activity. The record is from RefSeq and is a predicted model, not a curated record. Bases 1 to 1461 code for a protein of 486 amino acids. NCBI's taxonomy places the organism in Eukaryota, Fungi, Ascomycota, Dothideomycetes, Dothideales, Saccotheciaceae. The transcript has a single exon.
AUGGACAACUCAACAUAUGGUCUGAUCAAAUUUCUAUUUCCACGCCUACCGUCCUUGACCAAAACAGCCCUCUCUCAUUCCCUAUGGUUGUCUCCGACUUCUUCGAAAUGGGAUCUGCGGACCGAGAUGACUGUUGCUUUGUUACGUUCUCUCAUGAACGGCGGUCCCUCUCCUGUUGGAAAGACACAAGCUCAAACUUUGAAUGAUCCCGGAGCCAAGGGCAAGGUGUGGACCGCCAGAGUCACCAUUCCAGUUCCCGAAGAUGAGAGCGUUAGAGACGCUACUUUCACCGCCAUCGCAGAUCUUGGAGAUGGCAACGAGACAUACAUCAAACCCGCACUGUCAGCUAUUGAUGCUGAGUGGACGGGCUUCAGGCCUGGCGCCGAGACCGAGGAGCCCCUGCCAGACAUUUCAGAACAGGAAAAGUACAAAAGACUCAUGAACGAGCCCACUAAAACGAGCAAGACAACAGUUCUGUACUUCCAUGGUGGAGCCUACUACUUGUGCGGCUUUGGAACACACAGAUUACAGGUCUCAAAACUCGCAAAGGCUUGUAACGGUCGAGCAUUCAAUGUUGGCUAUCGCCUUGCACCCCAGGAUGCAUUCCCUGCCCAAUUAUUGGACGCGUUGAACUCAUAUCUGUAUCUCUUAUAUCCACCUCCCGGAUCUCUACAUGAGCCGGUAUCGGCCAGCGACAUUGUCUUUGCUGGUGACUCCGCAGGUGGCAACCUAUCCUUUGCGUUGCUCCAACUUCUGUUGCAGCUCCAUCGCACAAAGCCAUCCAGUGCUAAGAACCCUACUGUCCGCUACCAUGGAAAGACUGUAGAGGUACCGCUGCCCGCAGGAGCAUCGGCCAACUCUGGUUGGUUCGACAUUACCAGAUCGAUGCCCUCUUUAGUGAGCAAUGCAAAGUAUGAUUAUCUUCCGCCAGCGGACCAUGAUGAUGCCUUGGGACGUUUCCCGAAAGACAACGUUUGGCCGACUACGCCUCCAAGAGGUGACUUGUUCUGUGAUCUCAGCAUGAUGUGCCACCCUCUUGUAUCUCCGCUUGCCGCAAAAGACUGGUCGAAUUCUCCACCACUUUGGAUAGAGACCGGAGAGGAGCUUCUGACCGAUGAGGACUUGAUAGUCGCUGUCAGGGCAGCUACACAAGGCGUGAAGGUUCAUUUCGAGCAGUACGAGGCGAUGCCUCAUUGCUUUGCUAUGCUCUUGCCCACACUUGCUACCAGCAAGCGCUGUAUCGAUUCGUGGGGCACGUUUUGUCGGAAGAGUACAGAAGGCAGUGUAGAGACAAGCGGGACUUGGAUCGCAGCAAAAACUGGCCUCGAAAGAGAGGUUGAUGUGACAAAGGUCACAAAACUGACUGUUGACGACGCCAUCAAGAGAAUGAGAGAUGCUCAAAGGAGGCGCUAUGCAGGCUAUGAGAAGGAGGCCAAGUCCAUGCCUAAUCCAAGCUUGUAG